AUGCCCUCAUGUUACUGAGUCAAGUGAUUGUGUACUCUGUAUACGUAGAUAUGAGUACCUACAUUUACAACAUAUCGUAUUGAGAAACAGAUAGCCUACAACAAGGCCGCCAGAUAUACUAACUAAUGUACACUGAGCCGCUAGGAACGUCAUGUUUUAAUCUGAACCUCGUAGCCUACAACACACGGGGGACUUACACUGGAUUUUAAGUAUUAUGUCACUUAGAAAAUUGGGGAGCGAGUAUGGUUCAGCGAUAUUAGAGCGUGUGUUGCAGACCAAUGUCCUAGAUAAAUGGAUGUCACAAUGCAUCCACGGUUUCAGAAGGCAUACUAGGAGUAAGUCUACAAACAUUAAUUGUCUACGAGGAAAAACCGCCCUUGUUACUGGUUCAACCAGUGGUAUAGGAUUAAGUGUGGCUCGGCCACUGGCAGAAAAUGGAUGUAACAUUGUUUAUACGGGAUUCUCAGACAAACAGCACAUCGACAAUAUAAAGUCUGAGUUAGAAAAACAUGAAUAUGUAAAAGCUGUCUACAUAGAUGCUGACCUAAGCAAUUCGGAUGAUAUAGCAAGACUUGGUGACCAAAUAAACAACAAGGUUCCUGAAGGCAUUGAUAUUCUCGUAAAUAAUGCAGGGUUUCAACACGUGUCCCUUGUUGAGGAAUGUAGUGCCAAAAAAUGGGAUUCGAUGCUUACUGUGAUGCUUACUGCUCCUUUCCUACUGACGCAGCACUUCAUACCAGCCAUGCGAUGUAAAGGAUGGGGCCGAAUAAUCAACAUGGCGUCAGCACAUGGUCAUGUGGCUUCUCCACGCAAGGCUGGUUACGUCACUUGUAAACAUGGCAUUAUCGGUCUUACUAAGGUUGUUGCACUGGAAACAGCAGGUUCUGGGGUUACGUGCAAUGCUGUAUGUCCAGGCUACGUCAACACCCCACUGUUCCAGGAGCAAGUGACAAGUCUGUCCACUAACAGAGGCAUAACAUACAAAGAGGCAGAGGUUGAAUUUCUCAGUCGGUAUCAUGAGACUAAACAAGCGGUGGACGUGUGUGACGUAGCAUCCCUCGUGCUUUACUUGUGCUCAAAUGCUGCCUCGCAGAUCACAGGAUCUUCACUUGUCAUCGACGGUGGUUGGACUGCGAAAUGAUUGAGAGGUUGUCCCCUCGGUUGACCAUCAGUUUCGUCAACUCAAUGUUUUAGAAAAACAUUGGAGUAAUAUCUUUAGUAUUCCUCAUGAUAAAACGUUUUAUGAUAAAAUAUAUUCCUUGAAAAUAACAAA
Owenia fusiformis is the source of this 1273-nucleotide messenger RNA. NCBI's taxonomy places the organism in Eukaryota, Metazoa, Annelida, Polychaeta, Sabellida, Oweniidae. The record is from the annotation of a GenBank genome assembly.